Messenger RNA from Trematosphaeria pertusa, 1176 nucleotides. Its product is annotated as ras-related protein RSR1. The record is from RefSeq and is a predicted model, not a curated record. Lineage: Eukaryota; Fungi; Ascomycota; Dothideomycetes; Pleosporales; Trematosphaeriaceae. The coding region runs from base 299 to 889 and encodes 196 amino acids. Gene Ontology annotation, molecular function: GTP binding; GTPase activity; GDP binding. The transcript is spliced from 7 exons. Gene Ontology annotation, cellular component: plasma membrane. Gene Ontology annotation, biological process: signal transduction.
ACGCGUCGUCUCCUGAUUACUGGCCGCCAGUCGUCCACCAGGCGCCGCCGUUGUUAUUGGCCGACGUAGCACGCCGCGCAACCACCCGCUGCCCCAAAGUAACACGCCGAGAGCACUCUCCUCCUCAGCACACCUGAUCUUGUCGCGAGACGCCGUGUUUUGGCUUCAAUUGGCUCUGCUUGCCUCGGCGGAGACGCCCUCUUGGCCACCUGUGGCGCGAACGCCCAAGGACCCCAGAAGGCAACAUCCUCUGCGCGCAAGCUUCCUCCACUCCCUUCCGAAAAGCUACAUUUGAGGUAUGAGCCAGAGGGAAUACCACAUCGUCGUCCUUGGCUCCGGCGGAGUAGGCAAGAGCUGUCUCACGGCGCAGUUUGUCCAAAAUGUCUGGAUCGAGAGCUAUGACCCGACCAUUGAGGAUUCUUACAGAAAAGCCAUCGAGGUAGACGGACGACAUGUGAUUCUGGAGAUCUUGGAUACCGCAGGCACCGAGCAGUUCACGGCAAUGCGAGAACUCUAUAUGAAGACGGGCCAGGGUUUCCUCCUCGUUUUCAGCAUUACCUCCAUGUCAUCAUUAUACGAGCUCACCGAGCUCCGCGAGCAGAUACGGCGGAUCAAAGAGGACGACAAUGUGCCCAUGGUACUGGUGGGAAACAAGUCUGAUCUGGAAGAAGACCGCUCGGUCCCGAGAGCUCGCGCCUUCAACGUCUCCCAGCAGUGGGGAGGUGUCCCAUACUACGAAACGAGCGCGAGACGAAGGGCAAACGUGGACGAAGUCUUUGUGGAUCUGUGUCGACAAAUCAUCCAGAAAGACCGCAGGGAAUACGCUGAGAAAAGGCAACGUACAAAAAAACGUGCUAAUCGCAGACGACCCAAGUGUACGAUUUUAUAGCGGAGUUACGGCACGAUACCAUCGGUUUCCUUUUUCGAUUCCCCAUAUUUGUUUCCCAUAUAGAGAGGUAUUAGAGGCUUUCGCUCGCAGCGCCAAUGCACUUCCUUCAUGCUCGAAUCUCUGCUCGUUGAAUGUCCAUCCAGGAGCUCCUCGUUCAUGCACGUGUAGCAUGUGUGGCGCUACGGCUUCAGGGAUAGUGCCAGCAAUCAUUCAGCCGCCAUGUUGCCUUUGUUCGAAAGCAGGUCUUCCCGCAAGUACAAUUCCGCAUGCAACUUAGACGGUCAACA